UUCAGCGGGUGUUAGUGGUUUUGCCAAUUCGGUUGAAUUCGCGACAUAAUUAUUGUUAUGCCUCGCGUUUUGAUAUUAAACUUUGUGUAGUUUCUUUUUCAUGAAUUAAAAGUUUCAAUUCUCAUGAAACUAAACAUGAGUUUAUCGUUAGCAAAGCAAAAUCCCGGUGCUACAUUCCGAUGCGGAACUUGACCUUCUGUUUCGACUGGCUUUGCAGCCCAUUCUCAGUGUACAAGAUAACUACAUGGCUAGGUGUUACGAUACCUACUGACUGUAUCUAGCGUUUAUCUUUAUGAAGUUUAAUAGUGAAUCUCAGAAAGAAUAUCAAGUGAUUAAAAUCUCAAAUAAUAUAGUGGUAAUCUUCAUCCAUUGUGAGCUAUGUAAAAAUUUGAUAAAGUGAAAUUUGAAAAAGUACAAAAAGGCUAACAAAGUGGAUUGGUAAUACACAUAGUAAUACUACUACUAGCAACCGAACAAGCAACUAACCAACCAACCAACCAACCAACCGAUGAUCGACCGAUGAAUAUGUAAUUGAGUUACGACGGUUGUGAUCAAACAACCUGCCGAAUUACGGUUUCGUGUGUCGAUUAUUGCUCACUGACGCGCAAAAGAGCGUAAGAUCGAAAAAAAAGUGAAACGUUCAAAAUAGAUAGCAGCAGCAGCAGCAGCAGCAACAGCAGAGAGAGUGAAACGAGAGCGGUCUGUGUGCGUAUGAUAAUGAGAUGUUCGGCAUCGAGAAGAUGUAUGCGUUGGGUGUAGUAGAGUAGUGCAACAGUCAAGUUAAGUGAGUACGACGCAAGAGAGCAAAUUUGUUCGAUAUCUGCUCCUGUCCACCAUUGGGUCUAUUAUCUCCGUUCGAUCAGUGCCCUCGCGCGAAGUGUUAUAAUCUCGAAAGUUAUCAAGUAGCAACUCGCAACAUGCAGUGGAUAUGAUCUUCCAUCUUUUCACGUGCCAAUUCUGCAGCUGCGAACGUAGAUGCCUAUAGAUUGUUGUGAAUUUAUCUGUUCAGUUAACCGCACCAUGCGAGAGGUACGUUACCGUUGAAGGCAAGGCGAGUCGCUUCCGGAGCACUACGCGUGUGUCCGGUGUACUGGUCAUGUUCGAACGUCGACCGCUAUUCGGAGCUCUGCUCGGACUGACACUGGUAGUGACAGUAUGGCACAUGUCGUUUCAAGAAGCCGCCAGCAGUACCAGCGGAAGUAGCAGUAGCAGUAGCAGUAGCAGUAGCAGUAGUAGUAGUAGUAGCAGCAAUGGUGUUGGAUCAGGAUCGUCGUACCUGGAGUCGGUAGCUAUCCUUCCACCGUACAUGCAAGCAUCGUCCCUGGCAGUAUCGACACCACAUCACUUGUUAGCUGCGGCACCGCCAUCUCGCGACGGUACAGCAGACGCUGGUGGUGGAGUAGCAGAGCUGGACGGCGGUGUCACAGUGGAAGGUAGCUCGAUUACGAAUCAAAGCUUCCUCCCACUGUUGCUCUCGUCGAUGUUAAUCAAUCCAGUAGAAAUGUUGCCAAAAGAUGAUUAUAGCAGUUUGAUAGAUCUGAAAGAUUUUAAGUUUACCAUCAAUUUUAACAACUGUAGUGAUAACGGUAGAAACAAGUAUGAAAGUGUUCGAACUAAUAGCCUUAAGAGUGAGGAGCAGCCGCGUGCACCAUUAAUUUUAGUCCUAGUUCAUUCGGCACCAACCAACUGGUACAAGCGCAAUACAAUUCGUGAUACCUGGGGACAGUAUGAUCCGCGAGCGAAGCUCGUCUUCCUGGUUGGAGCGGUCAAUUCGAGCACCCUCCAGCAACGAAUAGAGCAGGAGAACCGCAUGUAUGACGAUAUCGUUCAGGGCAACUUCAUCGACGCUUAUCGAAAUAUGACGUACAAGCAUGUGAUGGCACUAAAAUGGUUCACAUAUCACUGCCCAGAAGCCAAAUACAUCCUGAAAGCAGAUGACGAUGUCUUCAUCAAUACUCCGGCGUUGUACGAUGUUCUCGAAACGAGUUCACCAAGACGGAGGCUCCUGUUUUGCCAGGAAAUUAGCAAGGCACCGGUGAAACGGACCCACCGCUCCAAGUGGUACGUCAGUAUCCCGGAGUACCGUAACAAAUACUAUCCUAACCAUUGCCCCGGUUAUUCGAUUAUCUAUACACCGGAUGUGGCAUUCCAGCUGUACAGGGCAGCACAGCAGCAGCCCUACUUCUGGAUUGACGAUGUGCAUCUCACGGGAACGAUAGCGAAACUGAUUAAUGUUACCAUCACGCCGACGGGUAGUAUGCUACUUAACCAAAGCCAAAAGGAUGCAAUCAUCGAUAACAAACUGAAUGCAACCGAACAACUGUUCUUUUUCACCACCCCGGACCUACGCGAAGGAGAAAUCCGGAAGUUGUGGAAAGCGGUCACUCUGUCGAAAAGCGGUAGAUAGUAAAAAAAACCCAUGCGCCAAAUUGAAAGUGAAACGUGCGAGUGUAGGAGCGUUUGUGCUGUUGAACUAAACUACUGAUCAAGAUCAACUGCAAUUAGAACCUCGAUCUGAUUAUUAUGAAUCUCGUUAUACACAUUAGACAAAAGUUUAAAAUUUUUCUGAUAUUGUUUCGUCCUUCGAGUCUUACGUAUAUUGUUUAAGCAGGUAAAAUGCAAAAUUCAUAUCUUGAGCUACGAUCUCACUAAAUGUUAUUAGAUUUACUUUCUAAGAUCUGAAUCAAACAACGGUGUGCUUGAUAUUUCAAUUGUGAUUCCUAUGCGAUAAGUUUCAAUAUCGGACUAACGGUUAACGUGGAUGUGAGAUUCUCCUUUCUAGAUCUAGAAUAUUGGAUAAUUUUUUUUUCUGAACGGGGUAUGCGAUUGUGAAAGGCUAGUUUUCUUCUGAUAGCAACGGUAGAGUGUUUCGAACCUCAAUGGUAAUGUAAAUAACUAAGAACAUUUUUUAACAAAUCGCCAUUACCGUUACUAACACAAACUAAUGUUGGAAAAAGGAAGGAAAUACAUUCCCUCUAAAGAAAGCCAGUCGUAUGCCGAGGACUAUUGGCCAUAAUGCCAGUGAUUACCGGUGAAAAUCACACUGCAGAAUAUGGUUUCAUUCUUUAGAAUUACUCGAGGAUUCUUCCCAGUAGUGUCGAAUAUACGAAUAUUUUCACAUUGAUCAAUGUAUACACCUUUAGGGACCAAAAAUGUGAAGUGGAAUUCGAACGUCAUAAAUAUUUUUCGUCUAAGUCAUCAUCAGUGAUCGAUUUAUAAAUUGAUGAGAAAGCUCAAGCAAUCACUGUGGAAAACAACUUUUGAAUCGAGGCCCGGAGGGUAGAUCACUAUUCGACUAUUCGACUCAGUUCGUUGAGACCGAUGAAUGUAUGUAUUUUUGCAUGUGUUUUUUUUUAAUUUUUUGACGUAGGACUACCGUGUUUGUUUUCUAUAGAAGUGCGAAUUCAAAAUAAGGAAAAUCAAAUCGUACAAACAGUGGUCAGGUUUUGAACACCUACAGCUCAUUCAAUUUUAAACAUAUUUUUGAUAUAAUUACGCCUAGUAAAGCCUUGGUAAUAGAUUCCUAUUGUGGAAUUAUAUCUUCUGCUUCAACAGAUUUCGCAGCCGAUUCAUAGCAUACAUUGCAUACCUGGGGUUACGAUCUUAUUGACACUAAGAAUCCUUCCAGGUCCAGAGUCAACAUCCAGAGGCAUCAUUACACCACUAAGUGGUUUAAAAUCGAAGGUUUUUGUUAGUUAAACGGAUUUUUUUUUCAUUCUAGUAACUAUUUUAAUAAAACUUUGAUUCUGUAAUUGGAUCUCGUUGUCACCCUUUUCUCCUGGGGGAGAGAGUUUGUAUUUCCGUUGAGCGAGGAUUGAAGGGCAAUUUGUUCAUUCCUCGUCGAUGUUGUUGCUGUUGCCAAAAGUAUUGUUGUGAGUGAUUUCUGUUUUCUUUUCGUUUUCAUUGUUGUUCGCAGUCUUGGAGUCGUCGCGAAUUGCUGUGGGUGCACUUUGUUGUACAUUGAUUGCAGUUGCUAUUUGAUUCGAUGAUGAAAGCGUUUUUGAACCUGGAGUACUGAAUUCACUAAUUAUCGCUGCUGAACGAUUUCCUGAAAAAAAAAUCUGUUUUAAUCCACCUAGUGGUGUAAUGAUUCCAGAGCUGCUAAAUGGCACUAUCAACUAGCAACUUUGCACGACGAAGAUUGGAAAGUUUAUGUCACUGAACUGCUGCCAACCAGGCUCUACCAAUCAUCAUAUAUUGAGUGUCAGAGAGCCGAUCUGUCAUAACUUAAAUUCUCAUGAUAUUACACGCACCAGGACGCUCAUUGAUUGCCGAUGCGAUUGAUAUUAUCUUCAUUUCUCCUGUCACUGCUUGAUUACGAUGUGACUAAAUAUUAAUCAAGCAGCAUAAACAUUGAAUUAAAUCUAUUUACACUAAUAAAGUCCGAAGUCCGAUGAAUUUUUGCAAAGAACAAUGAACUUAUCAAUUUAUGUUUAUGUUAGUACUCUCAUGGUUUUUUUACUUCAACAGGGAAUUAGGUUUUUUACCGUCACUGCUAACCUCAAUCGGAUGAACACAUUUUGACAGUUCAGCAGUACUAUUUGUAAACAGAAAUUUCUUUUGUUUGUUUAUUGACAAAUUGGAUCAGACCAUUUACGGUUCGUAUCGCCUAAAUAAAGUUUUAAAACAUUUGUUCACGAUUGAAUACGGUUCGUUUUUGAUAUUUAUUAAAUAAAAGUGACUAGUUGCAAAGUGUAAAGAUGAUUGUUUCAGAUGUGCUCUUCGAUUUUUGUUUAAGCUUGUUUGUAAACAGUACCGCUGAACUGUCAAGGAUGAAUACUUGUUCAUUUGUAUCGUCACGAUAAAAAACCUAAUAGGAGAAUGAGAGAGAAAACAAAAAAGUCGUCUGUCUUUAACUGAGUAUACUUCUACUUCGGCUCCCUGUCACGACGCCAUCUUGAUGAGAUCAAAAUCGGCACUUCAAAAUCAGCUGAUUGCAACGUAAACAAGCAAAGCAAAGUCCUGGCAUAUCAUUCCUUUUGUGGAAUUUGGCCUUUCUGUUUCAACAGACUUCGCAGCCGAUUCUUAGUGUACAGAAUCAUUGCAUGGCUAGUACUAUAGAUUCUACUGACACUAAGAAUCCUUCCAGGUCGGGGCUCGAACAUACGACAACUGGUUUGUAAGACCAGCGUCCUAUGCAUUGAACCGCCAACCCGGGAUAACGUAAACAAACAAACAGUAAUACAUUUGUUUUACGCGUUUACCUUGUAUAGUGCACGAAAAUUAGUGAAUUUCUGUCGACUCUCUCACAAUAACUUGUCGGUUUACCUAAAAUAGAGCAGACAGUGUUUUGGGACAUCAAGUGGAGAUAAUUUUCACAAUUUGAGAGUCGCGAUGAGUAUUAAAACAUCGCAUUGUUUGGGGCUCGAAACGCGAGGGGCUCAACGUAAUCGGUAUACUUUCAAAUGGCUGGUGCUCACAUACCUGUGUCAGAUGGGUGUUCUACUUGGUCAUAGAACUAUCGAGUAUCUCAUUUGACAGACACUUGGCCGUACCGAUUACAGUUGACGAUGAUUUUAGUCAGUCUGUCAAGGUCAUUUGAAUGAUCCCUUUCUCAUGUAUAAUAUUGUGGUAUUCUAUUCGAAAUUUUUCUCUUCGAUUUUCGAAAGAAACUAAGGGAUUGUUUGCGCAUUAACUAUUUUAAAAUGAAGAAUGAAACAGGUUAGGUCAUCCAUUAGAAAACGAAGUGGGUUCACUAUUAUAUGUACUUCCGGCACCGGACCCCGAGAACUCGUAUAUUCGAAGUCGUACGGCCACAUGACGUACAAACUCUACUAGUUUUGAUUCAAAUUGUGAAGAUUUUAUACAAUUUUGCCAUCGCACUCUAAAUGAUGAUUUAAAUUUUUGUUAUAUCCAAAAAUAUGCAGUAAUUUUUGGUAGGACCAAAAGACCUUUCAUUCGACCCUAAGAUUGGGAAUAACGGUUUUGAGUCCAGUUUACAACAUUGUUUUACGGUUUUUGUUCCGCCAAUUUAAGUGACGGUGUAUAAUAUUCAACACACUUCACCCUAUAACUUCUGAACCGGAAGUCGGAUCCGGAUGAAAUUCAGAAAUUCCGCAUGCGACCGUGAGACAUUUCAUUUGAAUCUAAGUUUGUGGAAAUCGGUCAAACCAUCGCUGAGAAAAGUUAGUGAGAUCCAUUUUGGAAUAUAUAACCACUAUUUCUGGUGCUUCCGGAACCGGAUACCGGGAACCAGGAUAGCCGGAAUCGGUUUGUUUAAUUGCCUACUGAUAAUAACCAUCGAUUUGUGUAGUUUUGAGACCAGUUUAGAAAAUGAUUUACGUGUUUUGUUUCGCCGAUUUAAGUGAUGGUGUAGAAUAUUGAACACACUUUACCCUAUGACUCCGGAACCGGGAAUCGGAUCCAGAUGAAAUUCAGGAAUGCCGUAUGGAACCGGAAAACCUUACAUCUAAAUCUAAGUCGGUAAAAACUUUGAAUGCAAAAACCGGAUAAAUACAUUUGUUCUGGAAGAACUGGUUGAGUUUUUUGUCCGCUUUUUGCAUUCAAAGUUUUCCUAUCCGGUUCUUACAAAAAAGAUGUCUUUAAACGAUUCUUGCAUUGCAAAGUCCAUGUCCGGUUUUUGCGCUCAAUGUUUUUAUCCGGUUUUUGUAUUCAAAAAUACUUAAACGGGUUUUCUAUACUAAGUUACACUUAUCCGACUUUUGCAUUCAGUCGUUCACAUGAGAAAGGCAAAAUCAUCGCCACACUUUCCUUUCGAUGGAAAGAAUUUCUUCGUACUGCGACAUCUUUUCUAGAAUCUAAUGCUAUUGACCUGCGGGGGAAGGUCCUGUACACGCACUUCUAUAGUCAACCGCGUACACAAUGAUUUUGUACUGAACUUUAAUAUCCUUGUGGCAAAUCACUGAAGAAGAGAGAACUCAAAACCAUAGAGGUAGUUCGUGAUGGAAUCAAACAUGAUAUGUUGUUCGACUAAAGUACUAUUUAAACGCUAUAUCAGAUGACCACCAUCGGCAAGGAGUUGCCUAACACUUAAUCACACGCCUAGCACCUAUAUACGUUUCAAUAAAGCCUUAAAAUUAUCUAAACGAACGGUGAAGUCCCCUUUAACGUGGACGGACGUUGACUGAUUGUCUGAAUCGUACUUAAAGCUGUUUGAGGUUAGGUAUUCCGCAAUAAAAAUAAGUUCAUGUCAAAAUGUCUUAUGUGGUUGUAAAUGAGCUGUCAGAAAGCCUAUUUUAAGUGCAACACAACACACUUCGAACACACUAUUGUUCACUACUCUGUACUGUCGAUUUUCGACUGUUUCGGAAGAGAUGCGAACACGUACUGAUUAUUAAGAAAUGCCAAGUGUUAAAAAAUAAGCGUUGCGAAAGAAAGGUCAGGAAAAAAAAUUAGCAAUAUUAUUUUAUUUCUUCCCACUUUGUCUGCGACUCGUUAGCGCUUGAGAAGUUCAUACAUAGCAGUGGAACUUAAGUGCUGCACAGACUCCGAUUGAAAUUCUGGAUCUUGUAAGGGUCCGAAAGAAACUUCUGGAUCUUGUACAGCUCAGACGGUAACCUCUAUCCGAUACAUUGAGAUCGUCCACCAAGUCAGUGGCACUACGUCGAGAAUUCCUUUUAAGACGUCUUUUGACCAAGUAUUUACAACAAUUUGGCGUCCCCCAUCAUACCGUUUUAUUUUUUUGGUAUUGCCGGUCUACAGAUAUCUUUUGAUUGUACGAUGUACAAAACUUCUGUGCAGACGUAAAUCUGACAGCUCCCGAAUUCUGUUAUGUUUUCCAGCUGGAACCCACUCAGCAAGCGAUUGCACUGGUGAUGGAAUUUGUUUGGAAUGCAUUAUGCUUUCCACAUGGAAUUCCGAAUUAACAUUUUUCGCCGAUUCGGAAUUCAUUUGGAUCUGAUAAUGUGGGGAUGAGUAAUGAAUUCGUACUCGACUGUUAAGCGACUUUUCAGUGCUCGAUCGCUUCAGUGCUAGAAUUUUUGCCUGAGUUGGGUGCUCAAUGAAGUGAUGGUUACAUUAUAAAUGUCAUUGAAUUAUCGCUCAUUUUAUUAAUGUGUUAGUGUAAAAGUAAGGCGACUUACGUCAUUUCAUUAUAUUGUGCAUGCAGAAAAAAUCAGAAGCGACGUCUCUCUUGCCUGAUUAUAUUGCUCCAGCGAAGUUCACUGUGCACCAAUGGUAUGUAGACUAUCGUGCGAUAUAUUAAUCACUCAUAAUUGCACGAAAAUUCACUCCCUUGUAACGUUCAGUAUCAAACCCACAGAAUCCUUAACAUACAUUCUCCACUUAAAGCGCAUACUGAAAGUGAUAUUCCAUCGUUAUGUGCUUUGAUAGUAGAGGCAAGACAAUGUAUUCAUUUAUGUUGAAGCACGUGGUUCAUAAACAAGACAACAAAAUAUAGAUAAAGUAACAUGAUUCUAUCAGUUGAUGAAUAUGAAAUGGCAGUUCAACUGACGUCGCUCGGCAACGUCGCUGCGCUGAACUGUCCAGCGAAUUGCAGAUUAGUGUUGCAGCGACAAUACUACAGCUAGAGUAAUGCAUUAUGCUGACUAAGAUUGUUCGCAACGUUGUUUUAUUACAUGUGGGUUAAUCUAUUUUAGAUCUACGACUAAACCAUGUCAAUUACAACGCUGAGAUCUAGUUUUAUUUUUCCAGCACAAAUUUGAAACAGCUCGACGAUUUUUUUUUUCAAAUGAAUGAAAAUUUGAAACACGAAGAGAACACUGUUUUAAAUUUCUUACGUGAGUGUGGGUAGCGAGAUCUGACAGGCGAAAUGUCAAAGCGUCGAAUGGCAUAUCAGAAAUUGUCAUUAUAAGCGGGAAAUGUUUUGCACUGAAUAAUAUAGUAUCAUUUAAAAGCACUGUAGCUCACUAUCUCCGAGAAAUUUUCUCUAGAAGGUCAUGACAAAACUUUAUAUCGUUUAAAUCAUGUAUUUUGUUUUUUUGUUGCUGAUUUGAAACAUCACAGUGAGUUUAAGUAACACCUAUACAUUAAUAUUAUUUUUGACAGUUUUAGAUUAUACGACAACCUGUCAUUUUAGAACUGAUAUCCAGCACAGCGUUGCGCGUAGCCUAAGGUAGGCCUUUUUGUUAAUUUUCGGCUUUAAGCGAAAAUGACAGUGUCAUCAAGAUUCAUGCACGCUAAAAAUCGGCUUCGAAAUCUAGUGAAACAGAAGAACGAAUUCGAGAAAAGAAACUUUCAGAAAGCUUUCUCUCCAGUAUCAGUUUGUAUCACGAAACUGGAUAGUCAAUUGAUAGAAAACAGAUAGAUAUAAAAAUAAUAAAUGCUUUAUGGAGCGGCACAGCUGAAAAAGUAACGCAGAAAUGUUAAUUAGAUUCCAUUAUUCUGAAGCUAAACACCAGACUAUAGGACUCCACAGAAGCAAAAAACACAAACGCCAAUUCAAGGUCUCAGGGCAGACUAGUUUUUCUGCACUUAAAGAAAGCGGUUUGGCGCAAAUAUUUGUCCGAGGGAAAGGGGGACAAAAAGUUUUCUCCAAAUAUAGAAUGUUGCGUGUCCUGCCGAUCUAGCCGAACUGUUCUACAAAAGAAACCCUGACCACUUUCCGCUGCGGCAGACCACAGAGUGUACGCAAAUAGACAGACAGACCCUUUCUUGAAUCAUUUAAAAUAAUACUAAACUUGGUGUUUUAAUGAUAAUGACACGUUUGUCGUACUCGUACCUGCUUCGGCUUUGCGAAACAGCACCCACGUGUCUCCGUCUGGGGAGCGAGGGUGGCGAAUGGCGCCAAUGUCAUGAGGAUUCAGGUGCCACUGUUUGUCGGCCGGCGACAAUCUUCUGCUUCCGUCGUUUGAUAAACCCGAAAGGACGAAGGCAUCGACGUUAGGUCAGUAUAUGUUCUAACAUCAGACUUUUGUAAGUAGCUCCAUGUACGUGUCCGUUGGCAAUCAGGAGCUGCAUUCGAGCAAAGAUUAGUAUUAGAGGGUGAAAAUGUGUGAUCGCCAUUGAACCAAACUGGAAAGAUGGGCGGGGCGCUGUGGGGAAGUAUGAUGGUUGUCGGAAUGGUCGUAAAAUAAAGCAACCGACUGAUAAAAUACGAAUGGGGUGUAAACAUUGGUUCAGCCAGUUCUAAAGUCAUACGGAUCGGCACAUAAGGGUUAUAGCCAUGUUAGUUGCCAUUGUUGCAGUUUAAUCGAUGAAUGCGGCUACUGUCAGUCAAUUGAGAAUGUGAUAAUUUUGUGGAUUAUUGCUAUUGAUUCUUCUGUAAGCAGUAUGCCUACAACAAAUUGUUUUAAAUAAUGGGUUCAUAGCUGAUUCCGUUGAGGUCCCGUAAUAAGCGAUAUUUUGAACGUGCAGUCCAACGUCUAACGAAUCACUACGGAACCGAAGUUGAAUUAUAUUUGAAACCUAAAUAUUCAAAUAUUCAAUGUUAUAUUUCGUAUUGACACAACAUUCUGAGAUGUUCCGAUCUUAUAUUACUUUUCCAUUGUGAAAACUGCCGAAACGAUCAGUUAAUCAGUCUUCAGAAACGGUUUAUUUCGCUUCAGAUUGGAACCGGAGCAGGCGUGUGUGUCGGACGCAAUAAUUUUUCACUCUCGAUUUAGAAAAACGAAUUUUUACAUAUAUUCUAGUGAAAUAGAGUGAAUUUCUUAAAUUUAAAAAUUUACAUUUGAACUAGUGAUUUUCAUAAUUAAUCAGCGGAAAGCAAUCAAUCAGGCUCGGCUGGACACUCUGACGACAUCGCAUAAAUCCUGGCAGAAUAAACUAGAAAUUCGAAGAAGUAGAAGCUUAUGUCGUUUUCGCUUGAUGCCAAACUUAACCCAGUUUCCACCCUACUGCUGUCAAACCGUUUAUUUGAAGCUAGCUUCGAACCUAGUUUCAACGUUGUUGAACUGAAAAUCGAGUCAGUUUCGAACCUGGUUUUUUAUCAAGUUUCCUCAAACCUCCGUUGCUAAUGUAGCGUUUACACUAUUGCUGGUUGCCAGCAUGCUGGUGCCAGUGUAUUGCCCUCUUAGGAAAAAAACGUUCAACGGUGGUCCUUCGUUGGUCUAAUAUUUAGGAUUAUUGAACCACAGUUGAACGUGUUUUCCUAAGAGGGCAGUACACUGGCAGCCAGCAGAAGUGUAAACGGGGCAUAAGUGCAAACCCAACACAGUUUCGUGAAAAGUGCUUGUUUGAUGAAACUACCCUGGGUCAGUUUCAGUUUUCUCAAGCGAAAACGGCAUUAAAAAAGUAGUCAGGUUUUGAACACUUACAGCGCGGUCAAUUAUGCGUCGGUUAGUAAAAUUAUUGUAUUGGUACUACUUCUACGCAUCAAUUUGAUUUGAUAAAGUCAUGUCUUUUCAAUUUAAAAACCAUGCAAAAAAUAGUUGCAAUGUAAUAUUUCGUUUGCAAACAAUCUAAAACGUUAUGCUGGGAUACGGGCUUCACGACGUAAAAUACACUGGUGGCGUAAUUAGACAGUUUUGGUUGUGUUGGUAAUUUUCUCACGAAAUUAAGUAUGGCGCGCCGGGAUUCAAGCAUGUAAACAUAAACAAACGACCAUUUCAGAUCGGGAUUUCACUUCUAAGUUACUCCAGUUGUCGCGCAGCCUGGCGAAUCUUUGGCACUAAUUGAAAAUCUGGACAUUUUUCUUCAAGGGCUUGCAAGGUAACGUCUAAAUAUAGAAAAUUGUACACACAUCCGAUUCUAUUCAUUUCGUUGGAGGAAGGAUUUGGCGGAUCGCACUGUGGUAUCUAUUACAGUUAUUAUGGAUAAUGGAGUGAUUGUGCUGUAGGUGGCAUUUCAAAUGCAGGUGAUGAAAACGAUUGAAACAUUUCGGAACAAAACACCGCAUUUCACUGCCAAUAUUUUCGCAAACAGAACCAACUCUAAAUAUUUUCAUAAAAGCAACUUUCAGAACGUCAUUUGUUUAUGUAUUUUCUUCUUCACGUCUCUCUGUUAUUCCAAAAUAAAAUAACAACCGCACUAACACAUAGAAAAACGUGAUCACCAGGGUAUUUUACAUCGUGUACGGGCUUUACCUUAAGCGGCCCUUACACGUGACAAUAUUAUUGUCAAUCCAACGUAUUGUCAAUACCGUCAAUCCAAUUAACUUGGUAACUUGAGUCCGCAUUUUUCGAACAAAUCAAGCGUUUGAAGCUUCAAAUAUUGCAACUGAACAUUGAAACAUUGAGAGAAGAGUUCAUUGCACAUAGUUAACAGUUUCUUCUCUGGAGAGAAAGUAUUGUCGGAUUGAUGAGCAGUUUUGAUUUUUUGACAAUAUUUUCGUCAAUCCAAUGAAGUUUCCAUUACACGAUCAAAAGUAUUGUCAAUACUCCUUGUAUUGACAAUAAUAUUGUCUCGUGUAAGGGCAGCUUUACGGAGACGAUGGUUUUGAAGCAUAGAUGCCAGGUAAAAAUUUCAAAUAUCAUCAAACAGGGUUGCAAAAUUCAGUAAAUCUGAAAAAAGUAUGCAGGCUUCAAUUUCUAUAGAAAGUUUCAUACUAUAAACUGACUUGGCGAGCAAAAAAAACGUCGCGGCAAUUUCAAAAGCCUGUAAACUUUGAUCAAAAUCUGCAAAAAGCUUGAUUUCCAAAAGUCUGCAAAAAAAGUCUGCAACAAACAAUGUCUGCAGCACUAUAUACGAAAUAUGCAGAUUUACAGACAAAUCUGCAGACCUGGCAUAUCUGUUUUGAAGGAGCAAGUGACAAAUGUUAUGGAAUGAGAAAAUGAUGAUUGCCUCAAUCUGAAUCGCUAACACAUAAAAAGAGCGUGAUAUCGCGCCGCCACAACACACGCUAAAAAGCGACACCUAGCGCCAUAAUUAUGUUUGCAUACGAGCAUAUCCGAUACAGUGACUGAAGGAUCAAGAGUAAACCAAGUUAACUUGUGUUGGUAAUUUUUGUAUUACGUACAUUUUAUUUGGUACGUAUGCCAUAUAUCUGUGUAUUCAUAUAUGCAGUGCACCGAGUUUCUCAAAGUGGAUUCCACGAUUGAGUUUCAAACAAUCUUUUUUCACAAUAAUUUAUUUUCAAAUGAAAGUUAAGCCUGACAUCUUGGAUGAAAUAUCAGUUUUGAUCAAUUUUUCACCAACGUUUGAUGGGAAAUUGCUUACAUUUUAUGAAUCAGGAUUUUAAUUCCCUAAUAAAAAAGUUAGCAACACUGCUUCAAUGCAUUUGUAUUAGAUUGCGCUACACUAAAUAAACAAAACUAAAUAUUUUCUGUUAAAAAAGCAGUUGGCCGGAAAAAUAAAUAAUUUUACGACAACAUUCCAUAUCAAUUGCCUUUCGCGUGUUAAAUUAAAGGUUCCUAUUUUGCGGCUUUACUUACAGAAGGUAUGUACACACUUAAAUUUUUUAGCUGAGUCUCGGCAAAAAAAUGCCGAGAUUCGCACAGCCGAGUAAUCAGCAAUCAUCUCGGCAAAAAUAAAAUAACUGAGCGUCUCCGCACCCUCAAAUUUGACAAUCGUCAAAUAUUGCCGAAGUCGCCAGCAUAAGAUUUACUGUUUGCUCAGUGAAACGUUCGCUGAAUAUUCGGCAAUCCAAUAAAACGAAAAAAUGAAAAAAAAAUUACCGAAUCAUCAGUAAUUAAAAAUCUAGUCAAUUAAUUUUGUUUGUAAUUUCUAAACAUUAUAAACACACCAUUCAGGAUCAAAAAUUCAUUUUAUUAACACUUAAAGGAGGCUUACAAAUUUAUUGUCAGUAGUGCUUAAAGCCUCUACCUUGAAGCAUUUUACCGAAAUAUCAGUGAAUGCAUUUAACGAAGUUCAGAAACAUGCGUAUUGAUUACUGAACAAUCAGCAAAUUUAGGUGUUGCUGAUCAGUUUCGGCAUUUUAUUAUGCCGAGCUCAAGAAAUGGUUUUAAGUGUGUAAAUCUUUAUAUCGCAAUAAUUUCUGCAAGAGGAAAUCCAUAUAGGAAUGUGUUUGUUGCUAAUCAAAUGUGUCAGUGGAAGUAAGCUGAAACUGAAAUAAUUUUUCUCGAGCAGUUUUAAGGAAAACAUAAGAGUUUUAGACUUAGAUUUUCGCUUUUCUUGAAUUGCAAUUUAAGUAGUAUGAACCGAUUGAUUUAUUUUUCAAUCAUAUGGAAGAUUUAUGGAGUAAAAUCAGGCAAAGAAGCGCCGGAAUUUAUUUUUACGCACACAUUGUUGGCAUUACUCAUACGCUUGCAAAAAAUCUUACUCCUGAAUAUCGAGAUCCGAGAAGCAACGUUCACUGCGAUAAACACAAUUGCAUACAUUUGAACUAGAUAACACUAAAUCUCGACGUUUCAUGCAAUUCUAAGACCUUUGGGCGCACCCCCUACCCAUAUCCGAUUUAGCUCGAAUUUUGCAUUUUGUAAGAACUUACACUUACUGCUUACACUUUUGAGCACUAACGCUUUACGAAAUUAGAGGUGUUCCCAAAAUACUGGCACCCUUAUAUAUAAAAUCACAGCCAUUUGAUCUUCGAACUUGAUCAAUGGCUCAACAGUAGCUUUCAAAUGAGCCGAAGCUUGUUAAAAAUCGGUUCAGCCAUCUCCGAGAAACUUGCGCGGUAAAAAAACAACGCGUUUUGUCGGUUACUUCACUUAUACCAUCAUGUCUUCGGAACCAAAAGUCACAGCCAUUUGAUCUUCGAACUUGAUCAAUGGUCUAACAAUAGCUUUCAAACGUGUCUAGGCUAGUUAAAAUCGAUUCAGGCAUCUCUGACAUAAUUGAGCGGUAAAAAUAUCUUCGAAAAGAUCACAUACCCAUACGCACACACAGGCAUUUUCCGAUCUCGUCGAACUGAGUCGAAUGGUAUAUAACAUUAUGGGUCUCCGAGGAAUCGUUCUAUAACCGGUUUUUCCAGCGAUUCUAAUUCCUUUCUAUAGAGAAAGACAAAAAUAUAUACAGUAUACGUCGCCUUGACCAUAGUGUACACAGUAAAAAAUUAUGAAAUUUGCAGGUGACGCAAAUCCCCAUGUGACUCAAUUCAUGAGGACGUAAUUUGUAAAAAGACUGAGUUUUACAAGAAUGAUUUGAAUACGUGUCAAACACACCCCGUUUUUCAAGCAGGCGUUUAAUUUUAUAUAUUUCUGCCCUCAAAAGUAUGUCUUAAUGCAUUAAAUAUGUGUUAGAUCUACUGUAAAAAUGAGUCAUUUUUGACGCUCGUAUAUGUCGGUUUCAGACAACGUAAAUUUACACGGUUUUUUCUAGGUGUGUAACUUUUAUCAGUAUCCAAUGAAAAACAGAUCGGAAAAGUGUUGAUAAAUGAGAAAAAACAGAAAAUUUACGAACAAAAAAUUCUUGACGGGUUUUGAACCCGACUUGUUGACAGAAAAGAUGUAAUAUUGUUAAUUUCGUGUGGUGUGUUAUCUUUUGGAGGUGAGGCGAAAAAUCAAACCACACAUCGUUUGUGCAAAGUCUGAACAUGAAACGGAAUUGUGUUCAAAUGGAUUUUUUUUUCGAGUUGUAUCAAAUAAAUAGUUUAAUCGGCAACAUAAUUUACUCGGAUAGUAGUAAGUUGUGGGCUCAAGUUCCGACUCAAGGGUAGUUUUUUCGAAUACUUUCAUUUUUCUUUUACAUUUAGCUGUCGUUUUGCAGCCUGAUUCUCGUUGGGUAGAGAGUGUAACAAACUUGGUAACAACCCAAAUGAGUAGCAACUGUACUUCGAUUGACAGUGAAUUCUGUGAGUCUCAAACAAAUAUAGUGGUGAUAGUUGAUUGAAUAUGAAGAAAUAUGCCAACAAUAGAUGGCGAUGUAAAUUUUCUUCUGAUUCUCUCAUCCGCGAAAUGAAUUCACUAUUUCGAUUCAUGUGGAUUAUUGUUUGGAGUCCAUCAAUAUUGUAUUUGAGAUGUUAUUUUAGUUCUGGUAGUAGUCGAGGUUGAUAGUAUGUUGGUUUGAAGCUGAAGAUGUAUUUGGUUUGUUUUAGAUUUUUAAGCUACUGGUGUAGAAGUAGAAUGUUUCAAUUUAUUGUUCUUUCUUGGUUGUACUGUGGCUAAAGAUGUUGACACAUUUAUGCUGAGUUCAAUGAAAAAUUUCUCGACAGACACCACCCCGAAUCGGAUUAUUUCGAUCGAAUACGAAAUUUUGCAUUCUGUAUCUCGAUCGAUUUUCAUUUUUCCAUACAAAUGCAUCACUCGAUCGAAAUACAGAAUGUAAAUUUACACAUUCGUUCGGAAUAAUCGAAAUACAGAAUAGUGGUGAAAAUUAGCCUCCAGUCACAGGUUUUGUCAGGCUCGGUCUCUAAAGCGAUGUGCGAAAAAAUAGGCUUACUCAAAUAUUCAUCAUGGGGAAAAAACUCGUUACCUUCCAUGUGAAACUAUCACGAAGUGAUGAAAGAAAUUAAAAUAUGAAAUGAAAGUUUAAAAAAUAUCAGGAGAGAAUUGUCAACGCAUCCGUAUUCUUUAACUCGAAAUUGUAUUCAAACUAAAAGAAAACAAUCAACUAUAAAAAUUAUCACAUAAAAAUUACUAUAGCAAAUUGCUGAAUUAACCCCUCAAUAUACACAAGCAUUCAAAACUAUGUCGUCGUUUAUCGAAUCACUUUUAAAAUAUCAAGCUACUGUCAGUAAUAAUAUUAUUGUCGCCUCUACCAAUGUGGUACAACAAGCUACUAGAUCCUGCUAGCUCAGUAAAACAAAAAAAAAACACUCUUAUUUGAAUCUAAUGUAGGUAGUUAUUUCCAAAAAAAAAGAAGAAUGUUUUGAAGAGCAAAAUUAUUCGCAAUGUUGACGAUUAUCGAAUUAUAUAAAAAAAACAACUUAUCCUGUUGAAUCAUCAAAUGACUCGUAAUGAACAUUCUACUCUUCAAACUCAAUGAUUUGGUUUAUUGCUCUACCUUGCUUCCAUUAAAUAUAUUACAUUUUUGGCUUACCACUGACAUAAGUGAACUAUAAAUUCCAUUUUGACUCUCACUUAUUAUGUAUAGUAGGGUAAUGUUUAGCGGAAGAAUUAUAUCGUACAAUUGCCUUUCCAAAUCUCGACUGACGAUGCGAUUGCCUGAGGCACGCUAAGCUAAAUCUAGUUGUAUAUAUUCGUUUGCUCAAGUAUUGUUUUCAGUUUAUGUUCGACUACUAGUGAUGUAAGUAAGCAUUAGUAAUAUCUUGGGAAGGGCACAGUUUGUAAUGGUUUAAAAUUGCUGCAAAGUGUCAACACAGAUGGAACCGAUUACUUCCGGUGGAAAUAAGCACAGCUAAGUUAGCAUACUACGGUAUUAGACGGAAGCAGCCUUUUUUCGGAAGUAACAUGUCACUAUCGGGAGUAUUAGCAGUGUACCAAUCAAAAUAAAACACGCAUGUAUCGCCUUUUUGAAAUUGACAACCAAAAAAAGUUUUUUUUCGGUAAAGUUACUCAUUUUGCAGUAAACUAUUUUACGCAAUGAAUUGGCAAACUCUAUUCUCUUCUUAUUUCGAUUAUAGAGGUUUUAACCCUAUGGUCAUUCGGCUCUUCGUGACCGCACAUAGGCGGGUUGGGAAUUGAAGUGAAAGUAGGUUUUAAUAGCAAAAACAAAUGUAUACUGUACGUAAUUGUAAGAAAUGCAACUAAAUUCGCUUUGCAUUUUGGAUAGCAAUGUAAAUUUCCGAGCCUUUCGUUUGACUUCUGGAAACUUUCCUCGCUGCAGAACGCCUGUUUGACUUAUACUGCUUCUCGCAGACAACUAUAUUUCGCGUUUUCUUGAGGUUCUGCAUGGCCCUUGGACCACCUCCUAAACGUUGUUCGAAACAUCCCAUUCCAUGGCAUUUUCCCGUAAUGCCAAGAUGCUAAAUCAAACCAAAAACAGGACGCAGAAGUUAUGGUUUUUCCAGGAACACCUUCCUUGUUGAUGGUCCCGGUCGCAAUUCAAAUGUCGCUUUUCGUAUUACUGGAACAGAUGACCUGCCACACGAAAUAUUUCUUUGCGAACUUUGACAGCAAUUUUAACAAUCGUUGCCUCCUCUUCCUGCCGUCUUGUCGUAGGUUGCACCAUCGUAAUUAAACUUGCACCUAUUUGUUUAGCUUACAGUUCGGUUCGGUUAUAGACGAUACUUCCAACUUUCUGGCGACAUUUCGGACGGCGAGGUUGGGUUUCGGCUUGGAACAGUUUGGCAUUCAUUUUGACGGCAUCCGGCUUUUAUUUUUCCUCCAACUCAGUCUUUCUGGCUUCACUGAAUACUGUCAACACGUUGAUGACAGUUGAUAGAGUCGAAUUCAAACAGUUUCUCCAACUUGGCGUGGUAGUAGUUCGAGUUCGCACAAUGCGCGAGAAAACUUUUGAAACGUUGCUCCUCUUGUUUCUAUGUCAUUCACACACAGUUGAAGAGCAAAUGGCAAAAUCAAACAGAAGAAUUUUAAGCACAAUGAUAUAAAGCAGAAUCCUACCAUAGUAAUGGUUUUCAUUGAUGUUCUUUGAGGCAUUCAGUCUUGUAAAUUUCACCAAUGUUUGGGCCCUGUUGUGACGAAUAGCCUGCCUAAUAAGAUAUUUCGGUGGGAAAUUUAACAUUUUCUUUCUUUUUUUCGAGACUCAUCCAGCCUGAAUUUUUAUUUUCUGGAGCAAAACUGUUGUUACGCUUUGUUUGUAAAAUGUGAGAGCUGGAUAUCUUGAUAACAUGACGUCUUUGCUUGUCUCCACUUGACUUACUUCCAGCAAGCUUUCCACAUUUCCGUAGAUUAGUAUUGCUCCUGGAAACUCUACUAUUUGCUCCGGAAACUCCACAAAAAUUCAAAUAUUCGUACAUUUCUUCUGCGGUUCUGUAGAAAAUCGUAGAAUCCGUAUAUCUACGGAGAUUUCAGUAGAUCUGACAUCGCUGCUGACUUCCAUCUUGACGGGAUGUAAACAAUACACUGCAAAGAGGAGCUGUGCCAAAUGUGGUUAAUUCCUGUGGGGAAUCGGGAAAUAAAUUUACAACCGUGUUUAUCCUUUACAUUGAUUAGACCUCGCAACGACCGUCUGAUUUAUUGGCUAAUUUUCAGAGUUAUUCUGAGUGGUUAGAUAAUUUCCGAGUGAUAACGAUCAAGAAUUGUACGUCUCUAGAAAAUGAAUACUUCAGUAGAACGUUGAAUAGUAUAGUAAAAAUAAUCGAAUUCGGUGAAAUUUCGAAAGAGAAUCUUUUCAUAUUCGGUUACUUUUAUUGAACGGCUGCUUCCUAUAAUUAUGCGUCACAUUCCAAAAUUAAAAUUUGAUUCGAACAUAAAACAGAUUAGCAUGUUGAAUUAGCUGUGUUAUUUUCCACUACUAAGUAAGCUGAAUACGAAGCAACAAUACGGAAAGCUCAUCGUCUGUCCAAGUGUUAAAGCAAAAAUAGAAUAGUUUCAGUUUUGUAACAAACUACCAAACUGAAAGAAUUGAUAUAAUGUGUGUGUGUUAAUAUGUAAGGCAAAUGUACUUGACAGGACUGGCUGCUGUGCGGUGGUCGAAAAGAGCAAUCAUGUCACAUUAGCCUUUCUGACAGCUCAUUUACAACUACAAAUGCAAAUGAGAUUGAUUUGUUUUCGUCAGGAAACGCCAGCAUUAACCACGAUUCAAUCAACUUCUGUCGACGUCAAGAUUAAUUUAAUAAUUUUUUUAGCCCAAUAUUACUCACGUACCCGACAUCAAAAUAUUCGGAGAACUUGACGUUGUGUUCCUUCAUAUGAAUUGCUUACAAUUAAUGUUUUUCCGUAACCGUUCCAUGCUGGUGAUAGUAGCCCGAUGCCACGUGUGAAUCGCUCUUACAAAUUGUUUUGUUUUCAUCAGGUAAUCACCCCGAUUCUGCAAUCCGACGGAUUUGUGAUACGAACGAAUCCACACUUUCGUUCGAGUUCGAAUUUUGCAUUCUUUAUUCCAUUCGACUUGUAUGAUUCGAUCGAACUCACGUUGAAAUUUCGAACACUAAUUAUCAAAGCUGUCAACACUACUUACACGUUCUAUAUUAUUUAUAUUAUUCAAUUCUUAGUAAACGAAACCGUCACACUUGUAUAAACAAAAUAGAACGAUUCUAAACCGAACAGAAGUAAUACGUACGCAAGUCGAUCGAGUAAUGUUCGAAAAUAGAACAACUCGAACGAAUGAUAUUCGAGUUCAUACCCAACUCGAACGGAAUACAGAAUGGAAAUUGCACAUUCGAUCGGAAUAUUUCGAAUCGAUCGACGUAUAGAAUAGGGGUGAAUGUAUUGGCGACCCAUUUUUCACUAGGGUCGCGUUCAUUUUUCACCGGGCAUAGAAACCUCAAUUGUUUAAUUUGUCUAAUUAACUUUUUAUACGUAGGAUAACGUUUUUCACCUUUUAAACACUCACCCGCACGCAUACGUCGUUUGUACACAUCUGCUUACUUUAUAGAAUGUCUGUGAAAAUUAGGUAUCAUCUAAUCAAUUCUGAAUUAGGUCUACUCAGUACUACACACUCUUAUAGUGACAGACCGGCGGAUGCAUAAGCCACAUAUCUGGCAACCCACUAUCGAAAGAUAUCGCUUGGAAAUGUAUCAGCUUAAGAGUGUAUGUUUUCAUAAACAAUUCUUCUGUCUGGAACAAUCAUUCUACGUGCUAGACUUUCCUUUAUUGAGCUUCCCGCCCGUGGUUAAUGCUGGAGUACACAGAAAAGUUCUGAUUUAUAAGAAAAAUGCAACCUCUUUAAAUCAUUUAUUUUUUCAGAGAAAGAAAAUGCGAAAACGGAAAGAAAAUGAGACAUUUUUGCAAAAUGGCUAUAAAUUAUAGGUGCACCCCACUUUGGUUACACAGAUAAAAAUAUAUUACAUCCAUUUUCAUGCACAUAUUUGGAGUACACAAUUAAAUAUAAAGUUACUACUCAGGUCUUUACUUUUCAAUAUACUUCAAGAACAAAACUAACCGUAAAUCAAAAUAUGUUGUGUAAACCAUUGAAAAAUCAAGGCAUUUCUAAUUUACUUUUACAUCGAUGACGGUUUUCAAUCAAAUUUUUGUUCAAUUGAUGUCUAUUUCAAAAAAUCAUUGAAUUACAAUUUUUUUCUGAAUAUGCUGUUGAGCGGCAGUUAAUAAUGAACAAAUUACUUACUUAUGUCGUUUUCGCUUGAAAAAACGGAAACUGACCCAGAGUAGUUUCAUCAAAUAAAAAUAAUAAUACCCCUAAGUCCCAUACAAACGAACCGCCAAUGUUUGGUUCACAGCCUGAACAAGUAAGCCUAGCAAAUUACUCCCUUUCAUUGCGAUAGUUUGAAAAUGUGGAAGGAGAUCGUUUCUGGCAACACUUUAUGCUAGUUGCUACGGUGCAAAACAAAAUUGUUUGUUUAUGUUUAUCGUAACUGUAUUAAACUGCAACAAUCAGUCUAAAUAUCACCGGCACUAGCACAAAAGAUGAAAAAUGAACACAAACACCCACGAAUCUUGUUCUUACCCUUCAGUGUUGCUAGUUUUAUAGAAAACUCGUUAAAGUACAUUGUCACUCUGACAGUGUAUCAUGACAGUGUACCGCACGAUGCCUUUUUGAAAUUGACAACCAAAAAAAGUUUUUUUUCGGUAAAGUUACUCAUUUUGCAGUAAACUAUUUUACGCAAUGAAUUGGCAAACUCUAUUCUCUUCUUAUUUCGAUUAUAGAGGUUUUAACCCUAUGGUCAUUCGGCUCUUCGUGACCGCACAUAGGCGGGUUGGGAAUUGAAGUGAAAGUAGGUUUUAAUAGCAAAAACAAAUGUAUACUGUACGUAAUUGUAAGAAAUGCAACUAAAUUCGCUUUGCAUUUUGGAUAGCAAUGUAAAUUUCCGAGCCUUUCGUUUGACUUCUGGAAACUUUCCUCGCUGCAGAACGCCUGUUUGACUUAUACUGCUUCUCGCAGACAACUAUAUUUCGCGUUUUCUUGAGGUUCUGCAUGGCCCUUGGACCACCUCCUAAACGUUGUUCGAAACAUCCCAUUCCAUGGCAUUUUCCCGUAAUGCCAAGAUGCUAAAUCAAACCAAAAACAGGACGCAGAAGUUAUGGUUUUUCCAGGAACACCUUCCUUGUUGAUGGUCCCGGUCGCAAUUCAAAUGUCGCUUUUCGUAUUACUGGAACAGAUGACCUGCCACACGAAAUAUUUCUUUGCGAACUUUGACAGCAAUUUUAACAAUCGUUGCCUCCUCUUCCUGCCGUCUUGUCGUAGGUUGCACCAUCGUAAUUAAACUUGCACCUAUUUGUUUAGCUUACAGUUCGGUUCGGUUAUAGACGAUACUUCCAACUUUCUGGCGACAUUUCGGACGGCGAGGUUGGGUUUCGGCUUGGAACAGUUUGGCAUUCAUUUUGACGGCAUCCGGCUUUUGUUUUUCCUCCAACUCAGUCUUUCUGGCUUCACUGAAUACUGUCAACACGUUGAUGACAGUUGAUAGAGUCGAAUUCAAACAGUUUCUCCAACUUGGCGUGGUAGUAGUUCGAGUUCGCACAAUGCGCGAGAAAACUUUUGAAACGUUGCUCCUCUUGUUUCUAUGUCAUUCACACACAGUUGAAGAGCAAAUGGCAAAAUCAAACAGAAGAAUUUUAAGCACAAUGAUAUAAAGCAGAAUCCUACCAUAGUAAUGGUUUUCAUUGAUGUUCUUUGAGGCAUUCAGUCUUGUAAAUUUCACCAAUGUUUGGGCCCUGUUGUGACGAAUAGCCUGCCUAAUAAGAUAUUUCGGUGGGAAAUUUAACAUUUUCUUUCUUUUUUUCGAGACUCAUCCAGCCUGAGUUUUUAUUUUCUGGAGCAAAACUGUUGUUACGCUUUGUUUGUAAAAUGUGAGAGCUGGAUAUCUUGAUAACAUGACGUCUUUGCUUGUCUCCACUUGACUUACUUCCAGCAAGCUUUCCACAUUUCCGUAGAUUAGUAUUGCUCCUGGAAACUCUACUAUUUGCUCCGGAAACUCCACAAAAAUUCAAAUAUUCGUACAUUUCUUCUGCGGUUCUGUAGAAAAUCGUAGAAUCCGUAUAUCUACGGAGAUUUCAGUAGAUCUGACAUCGCUGCUGACUUCCAUCUUGACGGGAUGUAAACAAUACACUGCAAAGAGGAGCUGUGCCAAAUGUGGUUAAUUCCUGUGGGGAAUCGGGAAAUAAAUUUACAACCGUGUUUAUCCUUUACAUUGAUUAGACCUCGCAACGACCGUCUGAUUUAUUGGCUAAUUUUCAGAGUUAUUCUGAGUGGUUAGAUAAUUUCCGAGUGAUAACGAUCAAGAAUUGUACGUCUCUAGAAAAUGAAUACUUCAGUAGAACGUUGAAUAGUAUAGUAAAAAUAAUCGAAUUCGGUGAAAUUUCGAAAGAGAAUCUUUUCAUAUUCGGUUACUUUUAUUGAACGGCUGCUUCCUAUAAUUAUGCGUCACAUUCCAAAAUUAAAAUUUGAUUCGAACAUAAAACAGAUUAGCAUGUUGAAUUAGCUGUGUUAUUUUCCACUACUAAGUAAGCUGAAUACGAAGCAACAAUACGGAAAGCUCAUCGUCUGUCCAAGUGUUAAAGCAAAAAUAGAAUAGUUUCAGUUUUGUAACAAACUACCAAACUGAAAGAAUUGAUAUAAUGUGUGUGUGUUAAUAUGUAAGGCAAAUGUACUUGACAGGACUGGCUGCUGUGCGGUGGUCGAAAAGAGCAAUCAUGUCACAUUAGCCUUUCUGACAGCUCAUUUACAACUACAAAUGCAAAUGAGAUUGAUUUGUUUUCGUCAGGAAACGCCAGCAUUAACCACGAUUCAAUCAACUUCUGUCGACGUCAAGAUUAAUUUAAUAAUUUUUUUAGCCCAAUAUUACUCACGUACCCGACAUCAAAAUAUUCGGAGAACUUGACGUUGUGUUCCUUCAUAUGAAUUGCUUACAAUUAAUGUUUUUCCGUAACCGUUCCAUGCUGGUGAUAGUAGCCCGAUGCCACGUGUGAAUCGCUCUUACAAAUUGUUUUGUUUUCAUCAGGUAAUCACCCCGAUUCUGCAAUCCGACGGAUUUGUGAUACGAACGAAUCCACACUUUCGUUCGAGUUCGAAUUUUGCAUUCUUUAUUCCAUUCGACUUGUAUGAUUCGAUCGAACUCACGUUGAAAUUUCGAACACUAAUUAUCAAAGCUGUCAACACUACUUACACGUUCUAUAUUAUUUAUAUUAUUCAAUUCUUAGUAAACGAAACCGUCACACUUGUAUAAACAAAAUAGAACGAUUCUAAACCGAACAGAAGUAAUACGUACGCAAGUCGAUCGAGUAAUGUUCGAAAAUAGAACAACUCGAACGAAUGAUAUUCGAGUUCAUACCCAACUCGAACGGAAUACAGAAUGGAAAUUGCACAUUCGAUCGGAAUAUUUCGAAUCGAUCGACGUAUAGAAUAGGGGUGAAUGUAUUGGCGACCCAUUUUUCACUAGGGUCGCGUUCAUUUUUCACCGGGCAUAGAAACCUCAAUUGUUUAAUUUGUCUAAUUAACUUUUUAUACGUAGGAUAACGUUUUUCACCUUUUAAACACUCACCCGCACGCAUACGUCGUUUGUACACAUCUGCUUACUUUAUAGAAUGUCUGUGAAAAUUAGGUAUCAUCUAAUCAAUUCUGAAUUAGGUCUACUCAGUACUACACACUCUUAUAGUGACAGACCGGCGGAUGCAUAAGCCACAUAUCUGGCAACCCACUAUCGAAAGAUAUCGCUUGGAAAUGUAUCAGCUUAAGAGUGUAUGUUUUCAUAAACAAUUCUUCUGUCUGGAACAAUCAUUCUACGUGCUAGACUUUCCUUUAUUGAGCUUCCCGCCCGUGGUUAAUGCUGGAGUACACAGAAAAGCUCUGAUUUAUAAGAAAAAUGCAACCUCUUUAAAUCAUUUAUUUUUUCAGAGAAAGAAAAUGCGAAAACGGAAAGAAAAUGAGACAUUUUUGCAAAAUGGCUAUAAAUUAUAGGUGCACCCCACUUUGGUUACACAGAUAAAAAUAUAUUACAUCCAUUUUCAUGCACAUAUUUGGAGUACACAAUUAAAUAUAAAGUUACUACUCAGGUCUUUACUUUUCAAUAUACUUCAAGAACAAAACUAACCGUAAAUCAAAAUAUGUUGUGUAAACCAUUGAAAAAUCAAGGCAUUUCUAAUUUACUUUUACAUCGAUGACGGUUUUCAAUCAAAUUUUUGUUCAAUUGAUGUCUAUUUCAAAAAAUCAUUGAAUUACAAUUUUUUUCUGAAUAUGCUGUUGAGCGGCAGUUAAUAAUGAACAAAUUACUUACUUAUGUCGUUUUCGCUUGAAAAAACGGAAACUGACCCAGAGUAGUUUCAUCAAAUAAAAAUAAUAAUACCCCUAAGUCCCAUACAAACGAACCGCCAAUGUUUGGUUCACAGCCUGAACAAGUAAGCCUAGCAAAUUACUCCCUUUCAUUGCGAUAGUUUGAAAAUGUGGAAGGAGAUCGUUUCUGGCAACACUUUAUGCUAGUUGCUACGGUGCAAAACAAAAUUGUUUGUUUAUGUUUAUCGUAACUGUAUUAAACUGCAACAAUCAGUCUAAAUAUCACCGGCACUAGCACAAAAGAUGAAAAAUGAACACAAACACCCACGAAUCUUGUUCUUACCCUUCAGUGUUGCUAGUUUUAUAGAAAACUCGUUAAAGUACAUUGUCACUCUGACAGUGUAUCAUGACAGUGUACCGCACGAUGCAAAAUGUGUCCUUGAAAGUUUGUCGAAGUAUUCCGUACUAUAAUUUGUAUUUGGUUUCAUCAAGCAAACACUUUUCACGAAACUGUGUUGAUUUCGCACUUAGCAACAGGGGUUUGAGCAAACCUGAUAUAACAACCAGGUUCGAAAUUGACUCGAUUUUCAGUUCAACAACGUUAAAACUAGGUUCGAAACAAGCUUCAAACAAACGGUUUGACAGCAGUUAGGGUGGAAACUGGGUUAGGUUUGGCAUCAAACGAAAACGUUAUAAAAUUUACUCUCGAAUGUUGAAAUUUGAAGACCUGGUUCAGUAAUUACUGAAAAAUGAGCUACUCUAGGUUUGAAAUGAACAAAACUGUAAACUACAGAAUUCACGUGAAACGUUAUCAGCUUUCGGUUAGGCAAUUCAAAUUUGAUACAUCAAUUCAUUGACACCUGUUAGUAGCUGUCAAACGAUGAGGACAAACGAUGAGACGCGUGUUCAGAUGCUUCUUGAAUACACUGCCGGAAUGUGAUCGGUUGACCAGAAUGAGCAUCAUCUUCAUUGUGAAAAAAACGGGAUCCGUGCAUUGUAUCUAAGUAGCCAAAACGGUUCGUCUAUUGCAUGACAACAAGAAAACGGAAACGUGCAAAAAUCGGCCAUAAAUUGAUUGUUUAAAAUGUGCCAAUAUUUUGACAGAACGCAAAAAAUCAUUAGACUUUAAUUUGCUCGAAGAGAAAUCAUAAGUAUUAGCUAAAAAUAUAGUAUUAUUUAAACGAAGCUGUAAGGAUCCGUGAAUUGGAGGUUGGAGGAGGCCGCUUUUUUUUAAAUCAACAUACAAAAUUAUUCCGAAAACCGCAACUAGUCUUUGCAACGCUGAAACCAACAAAAAAAAUGCAAAGUAGAAGGAAACUCAACAAAUCAGUCAACAAAGUAAUGUUAGUAACCAAGAAUAGAAAAAUGAGUCAAAUUUACCCAAUACUAAUGAAACAACAGAAUGGAGAAACAAUCGGUACCUUUAAUUGUUAAUGGUGGAACAGUUAAAAUUUAUAAACCUACAUAAAACAUCUCACAAAUUUACACUUCUUUAUAGCCUUUGCAUUAAUAUUCAAAUAACAAUAAAUAUAUUUCAUACAAAACACACAAAACUGUCACGAAUCUCAACGUACAUAGCUGAAAUCUUAGCGCAAAGAAGUUAAUCAAAAGUUUUAAACAUACUCAACUCGAAUGAAACCAACGUACGACAAAGCGGCAAGAAACUGGAGGAAAUUAUAUUCACAAAGAUAUUUAUUUAAGCAACGCAAGAAAGAAUUGAAAUACAAGAUGUAUAAUCUAGUUAGAAGAAACGAAACAACUGUAUAUUUAUUGAUUAAUUUAGAGAGGAAAGGAAAAAGAAAACAUAGAAAAAUAGAAGUUUGGAAAAAUCUUAAACUUCUGAAAUGCAUUGAUUAUUACAAGAUUCAAUUAAUAGGUAAUUGAAAUGUGAGUGUCUGCAUGUGUUGUCGGGUAUAUGGAUUUGAGAGUUUAACAAACAGAUCAAGCGGUAGCCGUAACAGGUGUAGAAAAAGAUUAAAAUAAUUAUAGACAUGUUUGUACCACCACCAAUAAAAAUAGUAACAUGUA
Malaya genurostris is the source of this 26973-nucleotide messenger RNA. Its product is annotated as lactosylceramide 1,3-N-acetyl-beta-D-glucosaminyltransferase A-like. Gene Ontology annotation, cellular component: membrane. The coding region runs from base 1097 to 2407 and encodes 436 amino acids. The record is from RefSeq and is a predicted model, not a curated record. Gene Ontology annotation, molecular function: hexosyltransferase activity. The transcript has 3 exons. NCBI's taxonomy places the organism in Eukaryota, Metazoa, Arthropoda, Insecta, Diptera, Culicidae.